AUGUUGUUUUGGUACCCAGCAAAUGAUGUGGAUCAGGAAGUUCAAUCUGCAGAUUUCCUAUUCAACAACGUGGAAGUGGAAGUUGGAUCUGUUUACGAGAUUGACCAUCUUCACUUACCUCCUCGAACUCCUGUUCAACUCAGGUCCAUCAGAGUUGCCAUGGUCAGUGAGAAGACAGAGCUGAAUGUGGCAAUGAGAUUUCCGAGCAUGGAGUCGCUUAAAACCUAUUUUAGCAACAGCAUCAGAGAGAUGUAUCCAGCCUUAGAUGAGAAGUUUGUGAUGGGAACAGUGCUUGCUGCCAAAGUGCUCCUUCGGCAGAUCCCUUCUCAGGAGUUUGCCGAGAAUAAGCAUUUGGAGGGAUUCUGGUUGGUGAAUGCUGCUGCAGUCAAUGUUUCUGAAGAGGACAAUAGUUACAGGAAUGGCAACUGUUGGACGGAGCUCAAGGGCAUGGGAAUGGUUCGGUGGGGAACCCGACGACAGGUCAAGUUUCUGGAAAGGCACAAAGAAAACAUGAGUGGCAACCUUCGGUCUCCUUCGAGUUUUAGAACAGGUGGUAAAAAGGCAAUUGAAGUCAUUAGAAAACCAGCAGAAGCUAAAGAUGAAGAUGAUAACGAUGAUGAACAAGAAGAAAGGGAAGAAGAUGAUGGAGAUGAUGAUGAAAGGGAAGACGACGUGGCUGAUGUUGCAAACGAAGAAACUGAGGCAGAAGAGGAGACCCAAGAGAUGAAUAGAAAUCUCAAGAGAAAGAGGUACAAGCUGAGAAAUGGUACUACCAGACAGAAGGCAAAGAAAGUUGAACGUGAGAAGAAGAAGAAGAAGCUUAAGAAGACUCACGCCAGGAGGGGCAGAAACAAAUGCCGGGAACUCUUAGUGAUGGAAAACCCCAAAGAUAGAUGGUCUGCUGAGAGGUACCAACUUGCAACAAAGAACCUUUUGGAGGUUAUGAAAGCCAAGGGGGCCACAGCUGGUAACCCAAUUCUCAGGCCCGACCUGAGGGCAGAGGCAAGGAAGAAGAUUGGGGACACUGGGCUGUUAGACCAUCUCCUCAAGCACAUGGCCGGUAAGCUUGCACCAGGUGGAGAAGAACGGUUCAGGAGGCGGCAUAAUGCGGAUGGUGCGAUGGAGUACUGGUUAGAAAGUGCUGAUCUUGUCAAAAUAAGGAAGGAUGCUGGUGUGAAUGAUCCCUAUUGGAUCCCACCACCUGGAUGGAAGCCUGGUGACUGCCCCACUCAGGACCCUAUCUGCGCUAAGGAGUUGAGGCUCUUGAAAGAAGAGAUUUCCCAUCUUAAAAGAAAUGCACUGGAGAUGGUGCCCAGAAAGCAGCUGGAGGAGGAAGUUGGAAAGCUAAGAAGAGAGAUUGACAAGCUUGUCUCCAACAAGAAGCAAGGGGUAAACCAAGCUAUUGGAUUUUCGUCAAAUCAGUGCGACAUCAGUGAAAAGUUCGAUCAGCUUGCUAAUUCAUUGGUUUCUUCAAAGUCUCAUCUUACCGAACUACCCGUUUCACUGGAGAAGUACAAGGAUCAAUUAAUUGUCAUUCAAGAUUUUGCAAGAGGAAUAGAGGAAGAAAUAAAGAAGCUCAUGCCGGAAGCUAAAGGAGGAGCACGGUCCAACACCGAAUUAAUUGUGUCAAAGGAGUCUGGUACUGCUGGAAAAGAGAUCGUGGAAUUGGAGAAAGGGACGAAGGAGCAAGAAGUACAAGUAGUAGUAAAUGUUGGGGAGCUGGAGGGUUCAGCUAAAGCAGAAAAUGCAGCGGCAGCGGAAGCAGCAACGGCAGAGAAAAAAGCAGCAAAGAUCGAAAGGCUGAAGAGUGGGUUCAGGAUCUGCAAGCCCCAGGGGACGUUCCUUUGGCCAAACAUGGCCCGCAACAUCUGCAACAACACCGCCACCGGUAGCACUACUAGCCACAAUAUGGUGUCCCCUCGGGUUGUGGUCCAGGUUGAGGAUCUUUUAGUGGUCCCAACUCCACCUUCAGUCUCUUCCUCCACUGCCGUGGCUCCCCCUUUGCUCCCUUACUACCAUACCACCAACACUAACAACCACCACCAACCAACUUCUCCAGUGAAGCCUCUAGCCGAGAGACGUGCUGUGAAAGUCACGGUCUCCACAUUGUCUAAUGACCAUGGGGAUCACAGUGACUCCUCCACUGUGACAACCACCACCACUGCAAACAAGAAAACAAUUCCUAUCAACCUAAAUGAUGUUCCUUAUAAUUCUGUCGAAGUAUUAUCUGGCCUCCCUUCAUCUUUACCACGUCCCGCUGCAACUUCUACUUUGAUGCCUCAGUUGCUACCCGAUGAAGGUAAAAAGGAGACAAGUAGACCUUGGGAAGUGAUGACUGGUGGGGUUGGCUGUGGUAAUAAUGCAGCAAGUGAAACAACGGGACAUCUCCAGAAGCAGCCAACCAAGUGCUGCUCUUCAUCAGCUUCAUGCUUGUCCCCCGAGAAGGCAAUGGGGAAUUGGCUAGCUCUGGCAACUGCUAACUCUGCCUCUGAUCAGUCCAGCCAGGGUUGA
Molecule: messenger RNA, 2511 nt
Organism: Coffea eugenioides
Lineage: Eukaryota; Viridiplantae; Streptophyta; Magnoliopsida; Gentianales; Rubiaceae
Product: protein DYAD-like
Exons: 9
Coding region: 1-2511 (836 amino acids)
Biological process (GO): reciprocal meiotic recombination; meiotic cell cycle; meiotic sister chromatid cohesion
Source: RefSeq, a predicted model, not a curated record